AUGCCUGGAAUUCUCCCUAUGAAAGUGAUCAAGGUCGGCAACGGCUCGCAAAGUCGUAUAGCCCAAGCCUGCGAUCGGUGCAGAAGCAAAAAGAUUCGCUGCGAUGGAAUUCGACCAUGUUGUACACAGUGCGCAAAUGUCGGUUUCGAGUGCAAGACAAGCGACAAGCUUAGCCGUCGAGCGUUUCCUCGAGGAUACACGGAAUCAUUGGAGGAACGAGUGCGGACUUUGGAGGCGGAAGUGAGAGAUUUGAAGAAUCUAUUGGACGAAAAGGACGAGAAGAUCGAUGUGCUAUCGCGUAUACACUCUUUUUCGCCCGCUUCGCAACAAAGAGUUCAGGCUGCGUCUCAAUCACCCUCCUCUACUGAAUCUGCUCGCCCCAAGCUGUCCGAGGCUGCCGAAGAAGCCAUUCAGAUCCCGGAAGUACCAUCUUCAACUGAGUCACUUGAUAGUCUGUGUGUCGGGCUUUCGAGUGCUCGCGGAUUUUUAGAUGUUUUCGCAAAAGAACUCAAAGAGCAGGGACGGCCUCUUUCUGGCAUUUCCACUCAGGCUUUGACAGCCUCGCCUCCGGCCAUCUCCCAUGCUCGCAUUGAUCAAGCCAUUAAAACAGCCCCACGACUUGUCUCUGACCAGCUCAUCAACAUCUUCUUCCAAGAAUGGGCGCCUCUCUACCCCGUCGUCCAUCGGCCGACCAUACUCAAAGCUUAUGAAAAGUAUCUAUCGAACACAGAGUCUCUGCAGGGCAGUACACAUGACAUGGUGCAACUAAACCUGAUUUUCGGGAUUGCUGCUCUUGCUUCUACUUCACGAACUAACCAGGACCCCACCUUCUUCGAAGACAACUGGUCAUCAACCCUCGAGUCUCUGUCAAACAAUAUUUCUAUCUCGACAUUGCAGUGCUACGUCCUUGCUCAGAUGUAUUGUAUGACCAAGGGGGACUACACAGGACUUCUCCGCUAUCGCGGCCUCGCCGUUGGCCUUUGUCAUCAACUAAGGCUCCACCAGAGCCAGAAGCGAUUUUCUUCCAACCCGCUCGUUGCUGAGACUCGUAAGAAGGUGUUUUGGUGUCAAUACGUCCUUGACCGCCUUACAGCUGCUUUGACCGGACUGCCAGUCCUCCUACGUGAAGAGGAUGUCCGUACUGAAUACCCCGAGGACGUUGAUGAUGAGAAUGUCACGGAGACCGACUUCUUGCCGACUUUGCCGGGGGAGUCGACUCGCAUUUCGAGCGCCCUUGCACUAUUCGGAGCAUCUCGAGUUCUGAACAAGGCUCUGGAGUAUAUUUUCCCUUCGGACGGUGGUUAUGAGGUAUUGGUGUCGAAGAUGCGCUCGGUUGCCGAGCAACUGGACGCAUGGGUAAAGACACUGCCUGCUCACCUCCGUCUCGAAUUCUCCCAGGACAAACCAAGUACAAACAUCACAAGCAGCCGAUCACCCCUCCUGUCUCUGGUUUAUUAUUAUAUCCGUUCUCUCAUUCAUCGCCCCGCUGUCUGCUUUGGCGAAGAGCAUAUUCGGUCUCCGUCAAUUCUGGCUACUUUUGACUCGUGCAAGCAUAUUAUUCAGAUUCUCCAGCUGCUUGACGAAAGGCGUCUUUGUCUCUCGAUCAGUGUUAACCGGAAAGAGCUGGUGUUCACGUCUGGUUUGGGGCUUCUGUGGCAAAACACGGGGCUCAAACGCGAGGGCAAGCUCCUCAAGGAGUGCCAGAAGUUGCUUACCGCGGUUAUUGAUCAACUCGAACCCGAGUCGGCUCGAGCAGCAGCAGAGUUCAGCUCGGUAGCCAGCCUGUUGGUUUCCUUCGACAGUGACAAACGCGGGACCUCCGUCAAGAACCAGUCCAUGUCCCCACCUGCACAGAAGCCGCUUAAGUCACCCAAGAAGCAGCUGCAUUCUGUGAAAUCACGGUCGGCUAGCGAUGAGGUGCCAAAUCAGCCCACCGAAUCGCUAUCGCGCAGAGCGACCAUUCCGGGUACAAGUCUUGGUGCCCCUCACCGUCAUCUUCGAUCUCCCAGUCGGGCUAGCUUGCCAUCUGAGAAUUAUCCCGCUCCACAACAGUCCAUGAACAGGGCUUACUACACGUCGCCGUCUAUGACACAUGAGCACACACAGACCAUGUCGAGCUCGGCUCCCUCGAAUGCCGCCGCGGGUCCGAUGAGUAUGGCUGACUGGGAGUUUGUUCUGAGUGACAUGGAUCACGGCUAUUCGAACAUAUUUACCGGCAUCUACGGGGGCAAAGAAUGUGGUGAGGACAGUGGUCCAUUUGCUUCUUUGACUGCGGGCUACGUUCCAGCGGAUCAAAGUCCCAUGCCGCAGUCUGCGUCAACCAAGGAUGUCCCGGGUCUGUCACCUGAAGCGUGGUCGGCGAGCAGCAACAGCGACAUGUUGCCGAACCAUGAGGUCAACCCUGCGCCGCAGAGCGUCCUCAGUUUCUCCGACGAGAGCAUGAGUGCCGAGGAUAGGUUGCCAUACCAUGAUUUGCAACUGCCUCUGGACGAUUUGGACCCAUUCCGGGGCAUCAUGAUCCCGGCAAUGGACGACGAGAUUGAUGAAUUUGGAAUGACUCACGGUUGGGACCGACGGCUGGCCGUCUGA
Messenger RNA from Aspergillus lentulus, 2589 nucleotides. RefSeq names its product C6 transcription factor FacB/Cat8 (gene facB). Gene Ontology annotation, molecular function: DNA-binding transcription factor activity, RNA polymerase II-specific; zinc ion binding; DNA binding. The record is from RefSeq and is a predicted model, not a curated record. Lineage: Eukaryota; Fungi; Ascomycota; Eurotiomycetes; Eurotiales; Aspergillaceae. Gene Ontology annotation, biological process: regulation of DNA-templated transcription; DNA-templated transcription.